GAUGCGCACGUGCUGUUAAACGUACUCUUCAGCGCUUCCGCCAUCGUUUUUCGCGUUAUGCAAGUGGACCUGUCUGAAAUCAGACUUUUUACUCUUCUCAGCUUCGCGCAUGGUGCAAUAGACUUGCUGGAAAGGUUGACUGUCGUUAUUCGUGAUUAUGUUUGGUACUUCAUUUACAAGAAGUUCAAAAGAGACGAGAGGGAAACAAUUUUGAAAGCAAAUCAAUUUCGCUCGCCAAGGAGCAUGCGCGUUGUGGCCGAUAUGAGCAUUCAGAUGAUCCUGGGCGAAUCCACGUCAAUGAUAGCAGCAGUCGGUUUCUUUCAGAUUUACAAGUUUAUAUACAACGUUCAAAAGGCGUCCGUGAUAACCGAAUUUUUCACCCGCGUCUCCAUUGCUAUUAGCAUUGACUUUGCUUUUAAUUCUUUAUCGUUUUGGCUGCAAAUGUCCUAUAUGAAUGUUGCCAUAGAUCGUGUUUGGAAGAACAGAUGGUGGAAACACUUGGUCAUUGCUUUUAUUGUGACAGCCAUGACCAUGCUUUACUAUCCUGAUCGCUUAUUGCCCAUUGUGAGCGCCAAGAGUUCUUCAAAUAGCACAAUGAGCCAUGCGAAUUGUUCACAGCUCAUCUUAGAGUCUUGACCUAUGGAAACUUAUUUUAUCUCUUUUUAUUUAAGUUUUAGCCCAGCAGUUGUUCUCUACAACUAUAGAAACCUUAAGUAAGAAACAGAUUACUUCAGUUAAUUAGUGAAUUUCCAUCUCCCGGGAUGAGAGCGUACUCCUUUUUAUAAACUACAUCGGUGUGUACUUUGCCAAAGGGCAUGGAUUUUUAACCGUUUUGGUCUUAUAUUACGUCUAGAUUUUACUGAACCAUUUGGGUUUGCAAUUGUGUGAGACAGUUUUGUUGGAAUAUUCCUCUUUUUAGAACAGUAGUUCCAAUCUAAAACAGAGUGCGGACCCAAA
Porites lobata is the source of this 957-nucleotide messenger RNA. NCBI's taxonomy places the organism in Eukaryota, Metazoa, Cnidaria, Anthozoa, Scleractinia, Poritidae. The record is from the annotation of a GenBank genome assembly.